Messenger RNA from Cuscuta epithymum, 713 nucleotides. NCBI's taxonomy places the organism in Eukaryota, Viridiplantae, Streptophyta, Magnoliopsida, Solanales, Convolvulaceae. The record is from the annotation of a GenBank genome assembly.
GAACCAGGCCAGCCUUUUUUAUUUCAUACGAAGUAUUGUUUUACAGUUGUUGCAGAAUGCAGAUGGCUGAUGAAUUCAAGCAUUUGGUUCUUGUUAAGUUCAAGGAAGAUGCUGCCGUGGAAGACAUUCUUAAAGGAAUGGAAAAGCUUGUUUCCGAAGUGGACAUUGUCAAGUCCUUUGUCUGGGGAAAAGACACAGAGAGCCAUGAAAUGCUAAGACAAGGCUUGACACACGCUUUCUUGAUGACAUUCAACAGCAAAGAUGAUCACACUGCCUUUGCUAGCCAUCCCAAGCACCUCGAGUUUUCGGCUUCUUUCUCGACUGCAAUUGAAAAGGCUGUUCUACUUGAUUUCCCCUCCAUUGCGGUUAAACCUCCCGCCAUGGAGGUUAAACCUCCCGCCAUGGAUGUUAAACCUCCCACCGCCUAAUCAUUCCAGACAAUAUGGUUAUCACAUUGCCAUGUGAAAUAAAAUUCCUGUUUCUUUAUAUGCUCAGAUGUGUGCUGAUAUAUGUUUAGUUGUAAUUUAAUCAGACAUUAUAUGUUACUGUAGUAUUCCAGUCAUGAAUUUGAUAUUUAUGUUCCCACUAAAUGUCUAGCUAAAUAACUUUGAGAUUUAUUAAUGGUUGUGUGAUUUUAAAUGGGGAUAUAAGUGAGCAUUGAUGUUACUUUGGUAUUAAUAUAAAGUGUUGAACGAUGGAGAAAAAGAUUGGAA